This is a messenger RNA of Nematolebias whitei (Rio pearlfish), 1320 nucleotides long. Its product is annotated as phosphorylase b kinase regulatory subunit beta. NCBI's taxonomy places the organism in Eukaryota, Metazoa, Chordata, Actinopteri, Cyprinodontiformes, Rivulidae. Gene Ontology annotation, biological process: glycogen metabolic process. The transcript has 8 exons. Gene Ontology annotation, molecular function: calmodulin binding. Gene Ontology annotation, cellular component: phosphorylase kinase complex. The record is from RefSeq and is a predicted model, not a curated record. Bases 1 to 960 code for a protein of 319 amino acids.
AUGACACAAAGGUCUGUUGUCCGUCUUGCUGCCAGUCUCUUAACUAAGCUAGUGGAUAGCCUUGCCCCCAGUAUUACUAGUAUUUUAGUGCAAGGCAAGCAGGUGACCCUCGGUCUGUUUGGCCAUGAGGAGGUGGUGAUCUCCAACCCCCUGUCUCCAGGAGUCAUCCAGGGCAUCAUUUACAGCAAGUGCUCUCCUCAAGGAGGAGAGAGGGAAGCUGUCCUCCAGCAGGAGCUGGUCAUCCACAUUGGAUGGAUUAUCUCCAACAACCCUGAGCUGUUCAGCGGCAUGCUCAAAAUCAGAGUCGGAUGGAUCGUCCAGGCUAUGAAGCAUGAGCUGAAGAUCCGAGCUGGAGACAUGCCCCCUCAGGACAUCUACCAGCUGUCACCCAGUGACAUCAAGCAGCUUCUGCUGGACGUCCUGCAGCCGCAGCACACCGGCAGGUCUUGGCUGAACAGGCGACAGAUCGAUGGCUCUCUGAACAGAACCCCUCUGGGCUUUUAUGACCGUGUGUGGCAGAUCCUGGAGCGGACUCCCAAUGGGAUUGUGGUUGCUGGGACUCACCUCCCACAGCAACCUACUCUGUCUGACAUGACUAUGUAUGAGAUGAACUUCUCCCUGCUGGUGGAAGGCACACUGAAGAACAUCAUCCUGCCUGAGUACAGACAGAUCAUUGUGGAGUUACUGAUGGUGGUGGCCAUAGUUCUGGAGAGAAACCCAGAGCUGGAUUUCAGUGACCCGGUGGACCUGGAUGGACUGGUGAAGGAAGCCUUUAACGAUUUCCAGAAGGACCGCAGUCGCUUCGAAGGAAUUGAGAAACAGGAUGAUAUGGAGGCUUUCUACAACACCCCACCUAUAGGAAAAAGGGGCACCUCCAGCUACUUGACCAAGGGAGUUAUGGCCCAGCUGCUGCAAGGAGACAUCAAGCCCUGCAAAGAUGACCCGUGCUCUGUUAGCUAAAUCCACCGCACUUAAAAGUCUCUGUCUUCAUCUUCUCAGGCUUCAUUACACAGAUUCCCACUAUAACCCUUAAGUUUGCCCUAAAGUUUUGAAAGAAAUUUCUUUCUUUAUUUUUGUAUUUCUUAGAAACCAGCUUCAAAAGUUCUGUAUGUGAUUAUUGUGCGUUUCGGAGCUGAUAAUAUGUAGGACUCUGCUAAUGAGCGAGGCUCUGAUGGAACGGUUCAAGCUGUGCAGUAAAUCCCAUCUGCACCCGUCAUCAGCUGUGAUGCAUCACGUGAAAGUACAAAACUCAGCGUGAGAACUGGUGCUCCGAGCACUCGGGGGGGGUCUUGAACAUGUGUCACUUAUCACUCAAACCAG